AUGUUCGGCAUUCCGAGGUACUUUGGCUGGAGAGGCCGGUCUCUCAACUUGGCCAUCAGUUCUCUGGGAAGUCUUGAUUUCUUGCUUUUUGGCUAUGAUCAAGGUAUCACGGGUGGUCUACUAGACUUGCCCUCCUUCACCAAAUACUUCCCCGAGAUCAAUCCCCUAGACCCAAGCAUCCAGGAUGAGAUGCACAGGUCCAUCAAAUCGCAGCGCGCUCUGAACCAAGGCAUUGCAGUCGCAUCGUACAACCUGGGAUGUUUCAUAGGCGCAGUCGCGACUAUCUUCAUCGGUAAUCCGCUCGGUCGACGACGCACCAUUUUCUGUGGCUGUGUGAUCAUGACUACUGGCGCUCUACUGCAAUGCACCGCUUAUUCUCUACCUCACUUCAUUAUCGGCCGAAUUGUCACAGGUGUUGGCAACGGCAUGAAUACAAGUACCGUACCGACAUGGCAAUCCGAAUCAGCAAAGGCCCACGAUCGAGGAAAGAUGGUGAUGAUAGAGGGUAUGCUGAUCACGGGAGGUAUCACGCUGAGCUACUGGAUUAACUAUGGCAUGUCGUUCAUCGGAGAAAAAGAGGUUGCCUGGCGCUUCCCUCUAGCCUUCCAGAUUGUCUUCGCUGUCAUUAUCUUCUGCUCGAUUCUCAACCUGCCCGAGUCCCCCAGAUGGCUUGUCAUGCAAGGCCGUAACGAGGAGGCUUUGGAUAUUCUCGAGUGUCUGAAUGAGAAAUCUCGGGAUGACCCUUAUAUCAAGAACGAGCUCCUCUCCAUCCAGGAAACUGUCACUGAGAUGAACAAGGGCAGUUAUAAGAGUCUGUUCAAGAUGAGCGAGUAUCGAGAAUUCCAUCGCGUGGCACUUGCCUACGUCAACCAGAUGUUCCAGCAGAUUUCCGGAAUCAACCUCAUCACCUACUAUGCACCUCAACUGUACGCUCAGAUUGGUCUUGCAAAGGGCAACCUUCCAAAGUUGCUAGCCGCUUGCAACGGCACGGAGUAUCUGAUGGCUGCAUUCAUUCCUAUUUACAUCAUUGAGAAAGUUGGACGUCGCCCACUGAUGCUGUUCGGCGCCGCCGGCAUGUCAAUUUCAAUGGCUAUCCUAGCCGGUACCAACUACCGCUUGGUCUAUCUAAAGGAUAGCCAAGCCGGUAUCGGCCAAGCUGUCUUCCUUUUCGUCUUCAACACCUUCUUCGCCAUCGGCUGGCUCGGAAUGACCUGGUUGUACCCCGCCGAAAUCGUGCCGCUUCGAAUCCGUGCUCCGACAAACGCAUUGGCCACCAGCGCCAACUGGAUCUUCAACUUCAUGGUCGUGAUGAUUACCCCUGUUGCAUUCGACAGUAUCGGAUACAAGACCUAUAUCAUCUUCGCUGUCAUUAACGCAUUCAUGUUCCCAUGUGUAUACUUCUUCUUCCCUGAGACUCGCUACCGCUCCCUGGAAGAGAUGGACGCCAUCUUCAAGAAGUCCACUAACGUCUUCGAUGCUGUUACCCUCUCUAUCAAGACGCCAUACCGCUAUGAUAAGCAUGGCGAGCUCAAGCCCGAGUACCUUGAGGAUGCUGUCCGUCGUACGAGUGUGCACAACGCGAACACAAAGUUCGAUAGCGAUGAGAGUGAGGUUAAGGGUUGA
Molecule: messenger RNA, 1623 nt
Organism: Penicillium robsamsonii
Lineage: Eukaryota; Fungi; Ascomycota; Eurotiomycetes; Eurotiales; Aspergillaceae
Product: Major facilitator superfamily domain general substrate transporter
Exons: 6
Coding region: 1-1623 (540 amino acids)
Biological process (GO): transmembrane transport; carbohydrate transport
Cellular component (GO): membrane
Molecular function (GO): carbohydrate:proton symporter activity
Source: RefSeq, a predicted model, not a curated record